Phycomyces blakesleeanus NRRL 1555(-) is the source of this 621-nucleotide messenger RNA. RefSeq lists its product as hypothetical. The record is from RefSeq and is a predicted model, not a curated record. The coding region runs from base 1 to 621 and encodes 206 amino acids. The transcript is spliced from 9 exons. NCBI's taxonomy places the organism in Eukaryota, Fungi, Mucoromycota, Mucoromycetes, Mucorales, Phycomycetaceae.
AUGUCCAGUUUAAUAGCAGUGUUUUCUUGUGCAUGUUUUUUUUCUGUCCUCUAUGCCCAGCGUCCAUUCCACUGUAGCCACGGAGAGGUCCUUCACGUCAAGUUCAUGUACCAGUGUCCAGUGUCCAGUGCCGUUUUGCUUUUAAGCACAAGUACUUUUUUAAACCCUACGCAGUUAUCUGCUAGUGUCCAGUGUCCCGUCCCGUCUUGCUUUUUAGCACAAGUACUUUUCAAGCCUUCCGCUGCUCUGUUAACCACCAUUCUUUUGAUGGUGUCUUCAUACCAUGUAUGGUCCACUGAGUGUGUUCAAAGUAUGCUUAUGGAGAGGUGUACCGAGAACCAGCUCAGUAUUUUACACCCUUCGCAGUUAACAGCUAGGACGUUGGAUAUUGGCUCUCCAGAUUUUGUCCUUUGGGGCAUGUCAAGAUUGUCACAGAAAGAACUGGACAUGAGGGACGAACCCGAAGCAAAGUUAAGGUGCCUAAGUAAAUGCUAUGCUGUUCACUUGGGUGUCUCAGACACCUGUCCCGAGCAGUUUGGCAUUAAAGCAUUUCACCGAUACUUUGCCGUCAUGACUCGUAGCAAUAAUGGCCAUCAUGGUUAUCAGUUUAUGAGAAACUAA